GUUAGUAGGUCCCUUUUCCGUCAAUUUCCGUCAACUAUUUGCCCUGCAUAUAGUCUCCGUACAAAUUCGUCUCUCUCACAACGUCUUCAUCCCGUUUAGGGUUUUUUAAAUGUCUUGCGGUUACUAAGAGCCGAUUCAGUGCAAUUGUUCAACCGCAAAACUUCCACGGACAGUUCCUACAUAUAAAAGGGUGACGACAUGGCCGAAAUUCUCUUCCGCUUUCACUCUGCUAACUUCACGAUCUCCCCAGGUAUGCUUUUCAAAACUAUUGAAUGCUCUAUCUUCUAGCAAAGGAAAUGAUUACUGAAAUUUUUGGGUCGUGCUGUUAUUUUGCAAAAUGUAUCUGUACGUUCUUACUAAAUCUACACACCUUUCUCAAGCCACCUUCUUCACAACUAUAACUAUUUUUCUGUGCUACACAUAUCAUGGUCGUCUACAACAUGUUUGACAAAAUGUUUACGCCAAUUGACGUCCUAUGUUUACACAGGUUUUUAUUUACAUGUCUAAAUUUUCAUUGGUACUUUUAGAGCACUAAAUAAGAAACGAUUGUGAGUUCUGUGACUUCUGUCUUCAUCUUGUGCAUAAAAGACACCUAAAAACAAAGACUAGAUAACUAUACGUUACUGAAAUGGAUUGACGAUAAAUUAAACUCACAUGCUUGCUGGAAAAAACACACAACCUUGAAGGUCUAAAUAUUAUACAUGAAUGCACUUUUUAACGAUAGAGUAUUAUCAUGCUUGAAAAAGAACUAUCUCACCUAUGCUUCAAAUGACUUGGUAAAUCUGUUUGUCUCUAGGUUUUACAAACUUUCAACUAAAAUUAAACAUUGUUUGAAGUCAACAGUCAACUACUGCUAAACUCUUGGUUUUACAAGUUUUUCACUUAAUUAAGAAAACAAAUAAAAGGUGCUACAACUCAACAUAGAUGUUCUCUUAAUUGAGGGUCCUCUGUGUUGGAAAAAGUGUGUUAAAAGUGUAUUAAAUGGUCAUUUUGGGGCAAUUAUUUGAGUGGGGUCCACUUCCGAUUUGGGUCGGGUCAAAGUGGUUUCGGAUUGUCCUUGCUAAGGGCUACAAUUCGAUAUAUGGUACACUCAAAACGGAUAACGGGUGAAUGAGAAAUUGUUUUUCGAAGUUUACCCGUUGGAAUGGAGAAAACUAGGAAAAUGUGGGUUUUAGUGUGGGUUCUUUCCCACACCGAAAAUCACAAGGGAAUUUGAACCCUUUAUAAAGGGAAACCCCCCCUAAGGAGUUAAGAUUCCUAAAGGGAAAGGCUCUCUCAUGCGCGCAGGGGGUGCGAAUCAAAUCCCGAAACCGAAGAACAAAAACCGCGACUUGCGUGUGCGGGCGACCUGCGCACACGAAUGCCGUCCGAAAAUCUAUCUUCAUAUGAACGUUUUGGGUUGUUUAAGGACUGGAAUCAAUGCCCAACGUUUAGGACAUUGAUGUCCAACGAUCAUAACCCUUAAACAGCCAUUAACACACCUUAAUCCACCCCUAUAAAAGGCUAGUAGGUGCUUUGCAAAGAAACGACCUUUCAUACACUUCGUUCACGUAUUUUCAUAGCUAAAACAUCACCUCUAGCACUCCAUACAAACUCCUUCGGUGUUCUGCUUUUGUUCACGUUCGUUGGAACUUUAGUUUGAGUGCUAAACUAUUGUUCGAAGUCAUCGUAUCCUGGGAAACGAUCGUUGCAACGCUCCUAGCACCCCGGGAGGCAACGAAUACGUUUUAAGGAAAUCGUACGUAGCAUGAGCUUUGGCUUAUUCUGCUUCGUCUCAUUUCUUGUUUGUCUUGAAGUCAUUUUAUUUAAUUAAUCUUUAUUAAUUAAUUUUCUUUGUUUUUCGAAACACACCCAACAAUCUUAAAACGUAUUCGGUGAUUGUUUUACUACGGUAAACAAUCUUAAAACUUGUACUUUGUCACCUUGGUGAACGAACUUGUUUUUCUGUGCUUUAGAAUAACGUAAGAAACGAAAAAUGACUUCUCAAAAAAAUGAAAAUGUUGUUGGGCAGAAUGCUUUGAACGGUUUGAACGAUAAUCACUCUGAAAGCGGAGCUCCGGUGAACAAUAGUUCACAACGCGGUGCAUCUGCUUUGGUUAACCAAAUGGCUAUCCCUAUGGUGACCGUGCCGAGCAACUCUGUGGAGAAACCCGAAAAAUUUAAUGGGUUAAACUUCAAGAGGUGGCAGCAAAAGAUGCUUUUCUAUCUCACUACUCUCGGUCUUGCACGUUUCUUGACCGAGGAUGCGCCGGUAGUAACCGAGGGUGAGGUGGAUGCGCAAUCUUUCAACGCGGUUGAGGCUUGGAAGCAUUCUGACUUCCUUUGCCGAAACUACGUGUUGAACGGGCUGCAUGAUGCUCUGUAUGACGUGUAUAGUAAAUUAGCUACGGCUAAGGAGCUAUGGAAUGCUUUGAACCACAAAUAUAAGAGCGAGGAUGCCGGUGCAAAGAAAUUUGUUGUUGGUCGAUUCCUUGAUUUUAAAAUGGUGGAUUCGAAGACGGUCUUGAGUCAAGUUGAAGAAAUGCAAAUGAUCUUCAACGAAAUUCGAGAUGAAGGAAUGACGGUUAGCGAGUCUUUCCAAGUGGCGUCAAUUAUCCAUUUAUUGUCGCCGGCUUGGAAGGAUUUCAAGAACUACCUUAAGCAUAAGCGAAAGGAAAUGAACUUGGAACAGUUGAUCCUCCGUCUGCGGAUUGAAGAGGAUAAUCGGAAGAACGAUGGGAGACUCCCAAUCGUUAGCGGCGCCAAGGCCAAUGUGGUGGAGCAUGCAAAAGGCUCCAAAAAUAAAAAUAAUGGGAAGAGCAAGCUCGGUCCCAAGGGAGGCGUUUCCAAACCCAAAUUUAAUGGAAAAUGCUUCAAUUGCAACAAGAAUGGACACAAGUCCUCGGAUUGCAAGGCACCACGGAAGAAGAAAGACUCCCAAGUCAACUUGGUGCAAGGUGGGCAAAAGGAUGAAGACAUCAUCCUAGCGGCUGUGGUCACCGAAGUCAACCUCGUUGGAUUCAAUUCCAAGGAGUGGUUCGUGGACACCGGUGCAACCCGGCACAUUUGCUCUAACCGGGAGCUAUUCACAACCUUUGAGCCAUCAAAUGGUGAGAAGGUGUGGAUGGGGAAUUCUGCUCAUUCCGAGGUUGAAGGCAUGGGCAAGGUGGUCCUGAAGAUGACUUCGGGCAAGGAGCUGACUCUCAACAAUGUGUUGUACGUCCCGGAGAUACGCAAAAACUUGAUCUCAGGCUCUUUGUUGAACAAGCAUGGGUUCCGCAUGGUCUUUGAGUCGGACAAACUAGUCUUGUCCAAAUCGGGAAUGUAUGUGGGGAAGGGGUAUGCAGUUGAUGGGCUGUUUAAGCUCAAUGUAAUGACUGUUAUUAAUAAUAAUAAUAAAAUCUCUCCUGCUUACUUGCUUGAGUCUUCCAAUGUGUGGCAUGGUAGACUAGGACACGUUAAUUUUAAUUCUAUACGUAGAUUAAUUAACAUGGAACACAUUCCUAAAUUCACAAUUGAUGUGAAUCACAAAUGUGGAGUUUGUGUAGAGGCAAAACUAGCGAAAACGUCUUUCAAAUCGGUUGAAAGAAAAAUGGAGCCACUUGAAUUAAUUCAUAGUGACGUUUGUGAUUUUAAAUCAAUACAAACACGUGGCGGUAAUAAAUAUUUUAUUACUUUUAUCGAUGAUAGCACUCGCUAUAGCUAUGUUUAUUUAUUAAAAAAUAAACACGAAGCAAUCGAUAAAUUCAUUCUUUAUUAGAAUGAAGUGGAAAACCAACUUAAUCGACGGAUUAAAAUGGUUAGAAGUGAUCGAGGUGGUGAGUAUGAAGCACCAAUUGGUGACUUUUGCGCGAGCGUGGGUAUAGUACAUGAACGUACCGCACCCUAUUCACCUCAAUCAAAUGGUGUUGCCGAACGAAAGAAUCGCACAUUGAAAGAUAUGAUGAACGCGAUGCUAGUAAGUUCGGGCUUGCCACAAAAUAUGUGGGGCGAAGCAGUCUUGUCAAGCAAUUACCUUUUAAAUAAGGUUCCCCGAAAAAAAUAUGAUAAAACUCCGUACGAGUUGUGGAAAGGCAGACGGCCUGGGCCUUCCUAUCAAUAUUUAAAAGUGUGGGGGUGUUUGGCAAAAGUGCUUGUACCAACACCUAAGAAAAUAAAAACAGGUCCAAAAACGGUGGAUUGUAUUUUUAUUGGAUAUGCACAAAAUAGUAGUGCUUAUCGGUUUUUAGUAUACGAUUCGAAUAAUCCGGAUGUACAUGAAAACACUAUAAUUGAAUCAAGGAAUGCCUCAUUCUUUGAAGAUGUAUUUCCAUGUAAGUCCAACGAAGGACCUAGCACGUCAAAACGAACAUUUGACGUAGCUAUGGAAAAUACUAGCGAGGGAUCCGGUGAAGAACCCGAACCCCGACGUAGCAAACAUGCUAGAGUAGAAAAAUCCUUCGGAUCGGAUUUUCUCACAUACCUGGUAGAAUUCGAUUCGAAUAUUCUAACUUGUAUGGUAGAAAAUGAACCGGAUUUUCUAACAUGUUUGGUAGAAAAUGAGCCACGGACUUAUACGGAAGCCGUAACGUCUACCGAAGGACCGAUGUGGAAAGAAGCCAUCAAAAGUGAGGUGGACUCUAUCCUAAAAAAUCACACGUGGGAAUUGGUUGAUCUCCCUCCGGGAUGUAAACCUUUGGGAUCCAAGUGGAUUUUUAAACGUAAAAUGAAACCAGACGGUUCCAUUGAUAAGUAUAAGGCCAGACUUGUAAUCAAGGGAUACAAGCAACGCGAGGGCCUUGAUUACUUUGACACGUAUUCUCCCGUGACGAGAAUAAAUUCCAUUAGGAUGAUACUAGCGAUUGCCGCUUUGCGGAAUUUGGAAGUUCAUCAAAUGGACGUAAAAACCGCUUUUCUAAAUGGCGAUAUUGACGAAGAAAUCUAUAUGGAACAACCCGAGGGUUUUCGUGUUCCAAGCCAAGAAAACAAGGUUUGUAAAAUAAUUAAAUCAUUGUAUGGAUUGAAACAAGCCCCUAAACAGUGGCACGAAAAGUUCGAUCAUGCAAUGUUAAUUAAUGGGUUUAAGAUAAACGAAAGUGACAAAUGCGUCUAUGUGAAAAGCACGGUAGACGGCUAUGUCAUUUUAUGUUUAUACGUGGAUGAUAUACUCAUCAUGGGUAGCAAUAAUCAAAUGAUUAAUUCUACCAAAAGCAUGUUAAAUUCUAAGUUUGACAUGAAGGAUAUGGGGCUGGCCGAUUUAAUCCUUGGGAUUAAAAUAAUUAGAGGACCUGACGGUCUAACGCUAAGCCAAUCCCAUUACGUUGAUAAAAUCCUUACUAAAUUUAAUAAGGAUGAUUAUCAAGAGGCAAGGACGCCAUUAGAUAAAAACACUCAUCUUACCAAAAAUCGUGGAGAGUGUAUUUCUCAAGUAGAAUACGCUAGGAUUAUUGGAAGUUUGAUGUAUCUAAUGAGUUGUACCAGGCCUGAUAUUGCCUUUGUGGUUAGUAAGCUUAGUAGAUAUACUAGUAACCCCGGUGAUGAACACUGGAAGGCAAUAGUGAGGGUUUUGAGGUAUUUACGCAAAACCCAAAACCUUGGACUGCACUAUGGAAGAUAUCCAGCUGUACUUGAAGGGUAUAGCGACACUAGUUGGAUAUCUGACAUUAAGGACUCAAAAUCCACAAGUGGAUAUGUGUUCACUUUGAAAGGUGCAGCCGUGUUGUGGAAAUCCUCGAAACAAACGUUAAUAGCUAGAUCCACGAUGGAAUCCGAGCUAACAGCCUUGGAUAAGUGCACUGAAGAGGCUGAAUGGCUACGCCAUUUUCUUGAGGAUAUUCCAAGUUGGGAGAAGCCUGUCCCUCCAAUAUGCAUACAUUGUGAUUGUCAAGCGGAAAUUGGAAGGGCACAGAGCAAUCUCUACAAUGGUAAGUCUAGACACGUUCGUCGUAGACAUAACACCAUUAAACAACUCCUCACAACGGGUAUUAUCACCGUUGACUACGUGAAGUCAAAGGAUAAGUAGCGGAUCCGCUAACCAAGGCAUUGGAUAGAGAAUUGUUGGAGAAGUUAUCACGAGGAAUGGGACUAAAGCCCGUAAAUUGAAAAGUUCUAUAGUGGAUACCCAACCUAGUUGGUCCUAGGUUCAAAAGGGACAACUAAAUUAUAGAGCGAAGGAUGGUCACUGUGGGGGUCCCGGACUCCUACCCACUCCUCGUUGAAACAGUGACUCCCGCACGAGGUUAGAAAAAACGUUUGCUUUAAUGAUUCUAAAAUGUUGAUCUACUCGAUAACAUUGGAAGAGUAUGCGGGAUACUCAUGAAAGAAUCACCUAUGUGAGAGAGAAGAGGGCCGCUUCAAAGGAGAACUGUAAUGGCUCAGUUCUUUAGAAACUCUUGCAGAACCAGGACGGUGACCCAUGGCCAAAACGGGCACACCCAUGAGAACGGAACAAAGUUGGAAGGCUCUUGUGUAAAGACAAGUCAAUGUUUACACGACGGCAGUAUAGUUCAAGGACAUCGAGUCUACUAGACAGCCAGUAAAUAAACGUGUCUUUACAGCGGAAGGUUCAAAGGAUAAAACCCACCUCUCCGUGUGCAGGGAUCAUCCGGUGAACACAACGUGUCCUCCUAUCUUCGUGUCUUUUUAAGUCUCGAAAAUCAAUUUUCAUUCAUGUGGGGGAUUGUUGGAAAAAGUGUGUUAAAAGUGUAUUAAAUGGUCAUUUUGGGGCAAUUAUUUGAGUGGGGUCCACUUCCGAUUUGGGUCGGGUCAAAGUGGUUUCGGAUUGUCCUUGCUAAGGGCUACAAUUCGAUAUAUGGUACACUCAAAACGGAUAACGGGUGAAUGAGAAAUUGUUUUUCGAAGUUUACCCGUUGGAAUGGAGAAAACUAGGAAAAUGUGGGUUUUAGUGUGGGUUCUUUCCCACACCGAAAAUCACAAGGGAAUUUGAACCCUUUAUAAAGUGAAACCCCCCCUAAGGAGUUAAGAUUCCUAAAGGGAAAGGCUCUCUCACGCGCGCAGGGGGGUGCGAAUCAAAUCCCGAAACCGAAGAACAAAAACCGCGACUUGGGUUGUUUUGGGUUGUUUAAGGACUAGAAUCAAUGCCCAACGUUUAGGACAUUGAUGUCCAACGAUCAUAACCAUUAAACAGCCAUUAACACACCUUAAUCCACCCCUAUAAAAGGCUAGUAGGUGCUUUGCAAAGAAACGACCUUUCAUUCACUUCGUUCACGUAUUUUCAUAGCUAAAACAACACCUCUAGCACUCCAUACAAAUUCCUUCGGUGUUCUGCUUUUGUUCACGUUCGUUGGAACUUUAGUUUGAGUGCUAAACUAUUGUUCGAAGUCAUCGUAUCCUGGGAAACGAUCGUUGCAAUGCUCCUAACACCCCGGGAGGCAACGAAUACGUUUUAAGGAAAUCGUGCGUAGCACGAGCUUUGGCUUAUUCUGCUUCAUCUCAUUUCUUGUUUGUGUUUAAGUCAUUUUAUUUAAUUAAUCUUUAUUAAUUAAUUUUCUUUGUUUUUCGAAACACACCUAACACUCUGUUAUGCUUUUUUUUAUGAGAAGAGUGUUUCAGUGUCUAUAUUGGCAAACUGUCAACACAGACGAAUUGGACAACAUAUGUGCUCAAACCAUAUCUCAUGUGGUCCCACAAAAGCUAUGGUUCUAAUUUCUAAACACAAGGGAACUUUACAAAUUUAUUAGUUACUGAGAGCUAAUUUAAAGGAGACUGAUAUUUGUCAGACAAUUAAUCAAUGCCUGAGCAUUUUUAAAAUUCGGAUAUGCCCUUUCAAUAUCAGCUUCAAAUAUCAAAAUGAUUUUAUAAACCACAACAUGUUUUAAUUUUGAGAAGAUGUUUGGUUUUUCAAAACCUUCAAUGACGUCAAUUUCUAAUUUUACUGUAGUGAAUUCUGAAAAUGUCAAAAACUUGUCCGAAAAUAGAGCUUUAUCGUAAAAGUCAUAUUCCUUUUAUUUGUUUUUAUUUAAGAGAGGAAACUUGUAAAACCAAUAGACUUAAAGGUUUGGACAGUCACCUAUACAUGGUUCUACUUGCUUGCUCAAUGUGUUGCUUGAGUACUAGGAUCAUCCUGGAAUAUCAACCCAUAUCAUCCUGGCAUACCUUCUAAAAUAGUUUUCCAGAUUAACUUCAAAAAGUCCUAGGGUAUAUUUACAUAUGAAAGAACGAAGAAUUUAGUCUCUUUUGGUCUUCUUAAUGGGUUCAUGUGUUCUGCUAUUCCUCAUUUUAUAAUGUUCUUUCCUUCUGAAAAUUUCCCUGCACUUUUUGGGUUGACUUGCAUAUUAAUGAAAGAUUGGUGUAAAUACCUUUGAAAAUUUUGAAUGUUUUAAAAGAACUAUAUAAUGUUGUGAAUUCAUUAGAUAAAGUGGAUGACUCUAUAUGAGAUCAAUUGAGUCCAUAUAAUGCAUUAUAGAUUAAAGGAUUUAUCACUAUUUUCACUAAGAAUCAAUUCAUUUUAUUUGUUUUGAUUUUUAAUAUUAACUACCCAAAUGAAUCUUCUGUAGUACAAGCAUAUUUACUCGGUGAAACUUUCUUAUUCUCAUUUUCAAAUUUUAGUGACUUAAAAGAUUGCUAUUUUUAAACACCAUUUUCAAAUUUUACUCACUUGUGAUCUUUGCAUUUGAAAAUUUUUUAACGUAUGUUAAAAUAGCUUACACUGAAAUAGACAUUUACAAAUUUACCACUUAAAAAAAUGUACUACACCUCAACUUAGGUGUUAUCUUUAUUAAGGUCUUCUGUGAUGCUUUUUCCUCGAUCGAGAGGAUGCUUUAGUGUCUAUUUUAUAACUAAUUUUUAGAUAAACACAGUUCGGCAAAACCACUGCAAUUGAAUUAGAUAAAAACAAACCAUGUUCAACUUUUUUAGUUGUUGAAAUCAGCGAGGAAAGCAUAGGCCUAACAAAUUAGUACCCAGGCCACUACACAACUAAUCAGGUCUAACACAUGUUUUUAAACUUUAAGGUAGUCCAAACUUUAAGGUGUCCUGUAUCCCUUUAAACUUCUUCUCUAAAUAACUCUUAGGCAUUUAGGGUAAUCUUUGAUUCUCAAAAAAUGCAUGAGUUUAUUCUAAAUGUAUGUGACCAACUUACUAACCUAAUCAUCUAUAUUGUAUUUCCUUCAAAUAAUACAACCUUGUGAAACAAAUCACAAAGGAAAUAAAAGAAUUAAAAAUGAGUACAAAUAAAAAAAGUUACUACGGAAUAUAUAAAUUGAAACACUUUAUCAUCAAAGAAAAUAAAUUCAUAACUAAAUUCAAAUAAUAUUUAGUGUGACUAAUUUACUACUACGUAUAUUGUUGUGAUGAACUAUUAUUUCUUUUUUUAUUAACAAAUGACUAGUGAAUAAAGUUACUCUAUUUUACAAACGGAGUUAACUUUUUUUCAGGUUCUCUUGAAGAAGUAUUAGAAGUUGUCAUUUCAAAGAGUUGUUUUGUUGCGAUGAACUUUAAAUUAAUAUUAUUCAAAAAAUUAAUAAAAACUUAGGUUGCAUUUUUAGUGUUAUUGUCUAUAAAGAAACAUUGCAGAUUUCGAGUUGAAAAAAAUUUCAAAUGAAGAUUACCACACAAUAAUGUGUUGAGAGAUAUGCAAAUGUUGGGCAUUAUUAGCACUAGUGCGUACCCGCUAGUACUAACUAUAAAGAGUUGGACUUGGGGUACACACUUUUUUGUUUACACACUUUUUACACAUGUUUGUGUAAGGUUUUUUUAUGCCUGUACAGACAUAACGUAUUUUUACACUUUUUAAAAUACGUUAUGUCUGUACAGACAUAAAAAAACCCUUACACAAACAUGUGUAAAAAGUGUGUAAACAAAAAAGUGCUUAACUUUACGAUUUUUCAACCGUAAAUGGUUGUGGAGCCCAGGGGAUGCUGCAACGUCCCGUUCCAUCUUAACACCGAGUAACUACUCCCUCCAGUUUCCAUCAAUUGCCCGCUCCAUCUAACCUCCACUGCAAAUCAUGGCUGCGAAAUCGCUGCUGAUGGCAUCCCUCCCGCUCCUCCUCCUCCUCACCCUCUCCUUUGCCGCUCACGCUCGCUUCAUCGUCGACCGUUCUUCCGAUCUCUUGUCGGACGGGUUAUACGGCGCUGAUCGCGGAUCGGAUAUAAUCCACCCAGUUUUCGAGGCUACAGAGGAGAUUUGCGGGCAGACCUACGGCUUUUUGCCUUGUACGAACACUGCUCUGGGAAACCUUUUCCUGAUUCUCAUCUAUGGAUACCUCAUGUUCCUUGCCGCCACCUACCUGUCCUCCGGCAGUGAGCUGCUGCUUGAGAUUCUCGGUCCCGGUCUUAUUGGCGGUCUCUUCCUCCCUAUGCUCGGUGCUCUUCCUGAUGCUAUGCUCAUCUUAGUGUCUGGAUUAUCGGGAAGUGUUUCAGAAGCUCAAAGUCAGGUUUCUGUUGGAAUGGGAUUGUUAGCAGGGUCAACUGUGAUGCUUCUCACAGUGAUAUGGGGAACCUGUAUUUUGGUAGGGAAGUGUGACAUUCAAAACUCUGUUGCUGUCGACUCCAAAGACACUAAAGGGUUCAGCCUCACAGGCUCUGGGGUUACCACUGAUUUGUGGACUAGCUAUGCUGCAAUUAUCAUGGCGGUCUCCGUGAUGCCAUUUGUGAUUGUGCAACUUCCGCAGAUGCUCCAUUCUUCCUCAGGAAGGCACUUAGCUGUUUUAAUUGGUCUCAUACUGUCGGUUUCACUUUUUGUCACCUAUUGCGUUUAUCAGAUCUUUCAGCCUUGGAUACAAGAAAGGCGACUUGCGUAUUUAAAGCAAAAACAUGUCAUAUCUGGAGUUCUGAAACAUUUGAAAAGGCAUGCAUUAGGGAGGCUUUACACAGAAAAUGGAGUACCCGAUCGUGUAGUUUUGAGAAAGCUCUUUAAUACUAUAGAUUCUAACGGGGAUGACAAACUCUCGCAUUCUGAAUUGCGAGCCUUGCUUGUGGGAAUCCGUCUUGAAGAGAUUAACCUAGAAGAAAAUGAUGCUAUAGCGAAUCUUAUGAAGGAUUUUGACUCCUCAAAUAACAAUGAAGUUGAUUUUGAAGAGUUUGUUUCUGGAGUUGAUAAAUGGCUAGAUGAGGUUCAAGCUUCCAGAGCUGCACCAGGAACAUUUAAGUAUCUUGAGGAUUACCAUGAGCAAACUAGAAGGGAGCACUAUCUAUUAGGCACUGGAGGGAACCAAAGUGAUGAAGGAGAUGAGGUAAUUGAUAGUCCGAAAUGGACCUCAAUUAAGGCUGUAUUGUUCUUGUUGCUCGGGACAGCCAUUGCAGCUUCUUUUGCUGAUCCUCUGGUAGACGCAGUUGAUAAUUUCUCUAGUGCCACAAAUAUCCCGACUUUCUUCAUUUCCUUCAUUGCCUUACCGUUGGCAACUAACUCAAGCGAGGCUGUCUCUGCCAUCAUCUUCGCCAGCAGGAAAAAGCUUAAAUCUGCUUCUUUAACGUUUUCUGAGUUAUAUGGAGCAGCAACUAUGAACAACGUCCUUUGCCUUUCAGUAUUCCUGGCUCUUGUUUAUGCCAGAGGAUUAACAUGGGACUUCUCUUCCGAAGUUCUGGUAAUUCUUAUAGUGUGCAUUGUGAUGGGUAUUUUCGGGAGUACUCGUUCAACAUUCCCGCUCUGGACUUCCUUCAUAGCGUUUUCUCUGUACCCCUUAUCCAUCGCGUUGGUGUAUGUGUUAGAUUAUGUGUUUGGUUGGUCAUAGAUAGUCUUCUUGUCCACAGCUCUGUUUGGUUUCAUAGAUAACGUUCGUCUAUGAACACACAUCCUCUUAUUAACAUAUUGCUUGCUUUGAAGUUCGAAGUGUGUUCCAUAGGCGAUGCUUGGCAAACGUUGUUGCAAGUUUCUUUUUACCCACUGAGGACAUUUAUGCAUAAGUUAUCUCGGUUUUAUUGUUCCAUUUUCAUACGUUGGCUCUUCAUCCU
Molecule: messenger RNA, 11870 nt
Organism: Cuscuta europaea
Lineage: Eukaryota; Viridiplantae; Streptophyta; Magnoliopsida; Solanales; Convolvulaceae
Source: the annotation of a GenBank genome assembly